AUGCGUACCACCGCCUUCUUCGUUAGCGCUUUGGCCAGCACCGCCUUUGCCGGCGUUGUCACCCAGAUCUCAGACGGUCAGAUCCAGGCCCCUGUCACUGAGGCUGCUCCCUCUGCACCCAGCGCUACUGCCUCUGUCACUUCCGCAGUCGAGUCGAUCUCCAGCGCCAUUGCUUCCAGCAUCGUCGCCUCCGUCUCUUCGGCUGUCGAGUCAAGCGUUGAGGUCUCACCCGCCGCUGCUUCCUCAGCCCUCUCCACUCGCAUGCCCGUUCCUAUCAUCAACGCUACCACCGUCACUUCCGAGGCCGCUGGCAGCACUCCUGUUGCUAUCUUGCCCUCUGCCGGUGUGAGCACUGUCGUUGCUGGUGGCAACUCCACAUCCAACGGUACCAUCUCUUCGCAGAGCCUGAAGGCAUCUUCCACUCUUGCUUCUUCCAGCAGAAGUGGAGCUGCUUCCGGUACUGCUGGAUCUUCUGCCAGCGCUUCUGCAUCUGGCAAUGCUGCCGCUAGCGUUCACCAAGCCGGCACUGGCAUGAUCGGUGCUGUCAUCCUUGGUGCCCUUGGUUACCUCGCUCUCUAA
Messenger RNA from Aureobasidium subglaciale EXF-2481, 579 nucleotides. RefSeq lists its product as uncharacterized. The record is from RefSeq and is a predicted model, not a curated record. Gene Ontology annotation, molecular function: structural constituent of cell wall. Gene Ontology annotation, cellular component: cell wall. NCBI's taxonomy places the organism in Eukaryota, Fungi, Ascomycota, Dothideomycetes, Dothideales, Saccotheciaceae. The transcript is spliced from 2 exons. The coding region runs from base 1 to 579 and encodes 192 amino acids.